UCACGUGCUGCUGUUUGUACGAAAACGAACGUGCAACCCAAAACCAAUUUCAAGGUUUGUUUGUCAUCAAGCGUUUCCUCACGAUUCAACCAUGGCUUCUCGUCUCGUGUCCCUCGUUCGUCCUUCCCGGGUCCAGGCUGUCGUCAGAGCAGCUCGCUGUGUCCAGCAUCUGGGAAACCCAUGUGGCGUCCAGCAGGUCCGCUGGCAAUCAGGCGGAGUUACUGAGGCCAGUAGUGAACUCGUGGAAAUUCUGAACAAGGAGCUCACCGCAGAGCAGGACAACUUCGAUGGAAAGAUUGAAAUUCCAGAGGGAUGGACCAUGAAGGACGAAGCCAGUUACCAAUUUACCCUGGAGAAGACCGAGGGAAACCUGACUAUCUCCGUUGAGGUCGAUAUUAACAACCUGGAGGAAAUUGACACUGGUCGCAUGGACGAGCCUGACGCGCCACCCGCAGAGGGCGAGGGUCCCCAGUACAUGCCUAACUUCUCCAUCACUGUUGCUAACAAGAACGCGACCGAGCAUGCUCGCUUCUUCUGCACAUUCGAUGAGGGUGCAGAGGGUGACAUGGUGUUCACAGUGAAUGAGAUGUGCCUUUUCAAGCCUGGACAGGAGGAGCAGGUCUAUGAGAGGAAGGUCUACCAUUGCAACGCAGCUGUUCUCGAUGCGGAUAUGUAUGAGGGUGUGUUGAAAUUCCUGGAAUCCGUCGGUGUCGAUCCCUCUUUCUUGGAGUUCCUUAUUGGCCACACGCAGUCCUACGAGCAGGGAAAAUACAUUGACUUCAUCAAGGGAGCAAUGUCAACAUUCAAGGCAUAAUUGCUUUAGUGGAUGAGCGGUACUUCUCACUCACACUCCUCUUGGUCUCAUCCAUUGGUGCUGUGUGUGCGUUUCACAAGAAGAGGUAGACACUCCAACCUGUGUUGCCUCUUUAUAGUGGACUCUGGAAAAGUUAAUCAAUUUCAGUAUGUGCUGCUUCCCUGUAAGGGCUUGGUUUCGCAAUGUUUACUGGCUCGUGUCUUUUUCGGAUUUGUGCGCCGAAUGAAUGUAUAUGAAUGCCAUCCGGUAUGUAGUUCGAACUUGAUGUGAGUUUUGCCACCGCCUUUGCUUCACCACCAGCCAUCAGUGCAAGCUGUGUAUUCUGGAACUGAUCUACUCCUGUUCCAUGUACCAUGUACCUGUAGUAAUCUGAUUUCUGUAGAUUGCUACACACAGUGUGCACGCCUGCCUGCCUGCCGGCACGCUGCACCCUAACCUCUAUACAUAAGUGUUCCUGUAGACGAAUGAAUGGGAGCUGCAUUCGUUUGCCAUCCCUAUUGUAUUUGCACAGAAUGAUAACGCUACCAGUUGUUCAUGCUGUAUUUAUAUCCUGUGACCUUUGCUGUCAUUGCCUUGCAUAUACUGCUGCUGCUGCUGCUGCCUGGAGCCGUGUGAUUUGAUUCUAGAAUAUACGCUACAUGUGCGUAUGUGCUGGUGCUCUUUGCUUUGCUGGUGCCAUGCUGCCAUGCUUGAUCAGUUACUGUAUACGCAUGCGGCCAGUGGACUGUCA
This is a messenger RNA of Sycon ciliatum, 1544 nucleotides long. RefSeq lists its product as uncharacterized. The coding region runs from base 92 to 814 and encodes 240 amino acids. The transcript is spliced from 7 exons. Gene Ontology annotation, biological process: cytosolic ribosome assembly. The record is from RefSeq and is a predicted model, not a curated record. Lineage: Eukaryota; Metazoa; Porifera; Calcarea; Leucosolenida; Sycettidae. Gene Ontology annotation, cellular component: mitochondrial matrix.